Nicotiana attenuata is the source of this 1632-nucleotide messenger RNA. RefSeq lists its product as uncharacterized. The coding region runs from base 1 to 1632 and encodes 543 amino acids. The record is from RefSeq and is a predicted model, not a curated record. NCBI's taxonomy places the organism in Eukaryota, Viridiplantae, Streptophyta, Magnoliopsida, Solanales, Solanaceae. The transcript has 5 exons.
AUGUAUACUUCUUCUGCCAUGGAUAACAGAAUCACAAUUUUGGUUCAGCAUAGCGGUCAAUGGGAUAUGCAACACAGGUUUAAGAAUUUUAGCGUCGAUGGGGUGGUGAUCAGUAUGGAAUGGGAUUUUAAAUCGAUUCGUUCGGAGAUAUCAAAGAUACUUGGAGUCGACGCACAAACUGAUACGAUGGAUAUUGGAUAUUCCGUGAAAGAGAAUUUUCCACCGAUGAAAAUAUACGACGACAGGAGUUUGGGCUUGUACAUGGAGUUGAAAAGCAAAAAUUUAUCUUUCACUGAUUAUCCAUUGUGUAUAACAUUUAAAAAGCAGGAUAACGAUGGUACAUGCGCGAAUCCAGUUGUUAACAAGGCAAACUCCAAUCUUUUUCAGAAUUUGUCAAUGGUUGACAAUCUGGAAACGGUUGAAUGUAUUAAUUCCGGAAACAAAGAGGACUAUGAUGUUAUGCAGAUCGAUGAAGAGUGUAUAAUCGGAAUCAGUACACAUCAAGAGGUUAAUGAAGGGCAGCUGUACAAAAACAAGGAUAUACUGCAAAACGUUAUGACACAUCUUGCAAUCCGAGAGAAGUUCCAGUUCAAUGUUGAUCGUUCAAAUAAAACAAGGUAUUAUCUUGUAUGUGUGGAUGAUCAAUGCUCAUGGAAUCUUAAAGCAUCAAGCCUAAACACCUCGAAUAUAUUUAAGCGGCAUGCUACCUCUGAUCUCGUUGGAAGUUUGAUAAUGAACAAGUUAGAUGAUCCAAAGUUGGAGUAUACUCCAGCAGAAAUACAACGUGACCUCAAGAGGAAUUAUGGAGUUGAUUUGAACUAUAUGAAAGCAUGGAGGUCGAGGGAAAAAGCUUUUGAAAUGUUGAGAGGCAAACCAAGCGAUUCGUAUAAUAAGCUGCCAAGGUUUUUGAAUAUGUUAAUGCAUACAAAUCCUGGGUCAGUGACAAGGUUGGAAAGGUCAGAUGACGGGUGCUUCUUAUAUGUAUAUGUAGCACUCUUCUCAUCAAUUAAAGGAUGGGAGUAUUGCAUGCCUAAUGUUGUUGUCGAUGGUAGCUUUCUAAAAUCAACAUACAGAGGGACCUUACUAACGGCCUGCACACAAGAUGCAGCAGGUAAAAUAUUUCCGCUCGCGUAUGCUGUGGUUAAUUCGGAGAAUGAUGCAUCAUGGGAGUGGUUCUUCCGGAAUUUGCGAGAAACAUAUGGUAUAAGGGAAGGAAUGUGCAUCGUAUCUGACAGGCAUGAAAGCAUUUUGAAGGCAACAUCAGUUGUGUAUCCUGAAAUGCCUCAUUGUGAAUUCAACCAAUACAUGUCAGAAAUACGUAAUCUUGAUGGGAGAGUUAAAGAAUACUUAUUUGACAUUGGAUAUGAUAGGAGGUCGGUAGCGCAUUCAACGGUUAAUAGGUCCAUGGUGAUGACAUCAAAUAUUGCGGAAUCCAUGAAUUCAGCGAAUAAGGCGGCAAGGGAUCUACCUAUCUACGAUCUGCUUGACUACUUGAUGAAGCUGGUUGCGGCUUGGAAUAACACAAACAGAAACGGAGCACUGGCAAACAUAACCUCAAUCUUCACAGAUGAAUUAGAUCAUAGGAUUGCUAGUAGGCAAGAGUUACUAAGAGGACCAGCAUCGAGCGCCUGA